Molecule: messenger RNA, 225 nt
Organism: Gaeumannomyces tritici R3-111a-1
Lineage: Eukaryota; Fungi; Ascomycota; Sordariomycetes; Magnaporthales; Magnaporthaceae
Exons: 1
Coding region: 1-225 (74 amino acids)
Source: RefSeq, a predicted model, not a curated record
AUGACAGGUCUACAGCAUGGCAGAUCAACUACACGUCAGAUCGGGGCUGCAAAGACCCUAACCGCCCCCAACGGGCCGCCGCUGCAGGUGCAGUCGGCAAAGAGCGGUGACCUCGAAAACUUGCCCCUGAUCUGCAUAAUAGUCGGCACAUCCGAUCUGGCGCCUCCUCCUGCAAGGACGUGGCAGAGCAUCGCCGCCGUUACAUAUCUCCACCUCCAAGGCUGA